This is a messenger RNA of Clarias gariepinus (North African catfish), 1454 nucleotides long. It is a transcript of the gene neurl2, whose product is annotated as neuralized E3 ubiquitin protein ligase 2. The coding region runs from base 196 to 1032 and encodes 278 amino acids. Gene Ontology annotation, molecular function: ubiquitin protein ligase activity. The record is from RefSeq and is a predicted model, not a curated record. NCBI's taxonomy places the organism in Eukaryota, Metazoa, Chordata, Actinopteri, Siluriformes, Clariidae. The transcript is spliced from 2 exons. Gene Ontology annotation, biological process: intracellular signal transduction.
AACCUUCUACUGUGUCAUUUAUUGGAGUGUGUGUGUUGUAGAGGUUUGUCAACCACAAAACCGUGCAUUCAGCAAGGAUUUAAAAUAUGUAGAAGUAAGUAAAGAAGUUUAGAAGGCACAUAUUCUUAAUUACUCUUUGAUGUCGUUUGUGUAAAAUUUUCAUUUUUAUACGAUAAAAGUAGAGGUCUUUUUAAAAUGGCUACAGUUUUGGGGCAGUUCAUGGAGUUUCACCCAGUUCAUGGUACUAAUGUGCAGCUGGAUUGCUGUGGGACUAAGGCCACCCGAGUUGAAAGUUUUGCUAAUGGAAUAUGCUUCAGUAAACAUCCUUUAAACCCUGGAGAGAUUUUUCUGGUUGAAAUUGAGGACAAGGAGAUAGGCUGGUGUGGACACCUUAGAGUUGGACUAACCGCACAUGAUCCUAAAACGAUGGAAAAGGUUCCAGAAUAUUCUCUGCCUGACCUGGUGGAACAAGGACAAAGCUGGGUGUUUGCCAUAACCAGAAACCACAACAAGGUUGUUGAGAAUGAAGUUGAGGAGCCCCAAGGAGCAAGUGGGAGUCAUGCAGAUGGGAAUGAAGGCAGCAAUCUUAAAAGUUUUUUAACUGAAAGUCACUUGUUUAUAGAGAAUGUACGCAUACCAAAGGAAAAGUUGGUGGGACGGAGUCGACCUGGUUGGUUUAGUCACAUCUUGGAUGAUUUGUACAAAAUGAAUACUUUGCCUCCUACUGCCAGGCGCAGUCGCAUAGGAGUUUUGUAUAUUCCAAAAAGACAAGGUUUUGCUGAUAUGCAUAUUGUCAUCAAUGGUGAAGACAUGGGUGCCUGUGCUAAAGGAAUUCCCACGAGCCUCCCUCUGUAUGCGGUCGUGGAUGUAUUUGCUGCUACUAAAAGUGUCAGAAUUGUACAAGUGGAAUAUGGCCUUCCGUCACUGCAGACACUUUGUCGCCAGACGAUUCAGAAGCACAUCAUUCACAGAAUGGCUUUAAACUGGUUGGAACUUCCAGAGAUUUUAAAACAUUACUGUAAAUUUGAGUAAAAGAAUAAUUGGAGAACUGCAAAGGCUCUUAAAACAAAAUAGUUUACAUACUCUAAAGAUUAGACCAGCAUUUCAACAUGAUAAAUACAGGUACUGUAUAUACCAAAUAGCAAACAAUAAAUCUACAUAGCAUUAUUUUAAUUAGCACUCUAAUUCUUCUGUGUUCAUCUUAAAUAAACUGAACCUACUGUGACUAUCCCUUUUAUUAUUUAUUCAUUUUAAAUGGCAUUAACGGAUGUCAGAAAAAUAUGCCAAUACAUGCUCAUCAUUUCACGGGGAGCCUGGGGGCUAUCCCAGGGCACUUGGCGAACAAGGUGGGAUACACCCUGUUAAGUUUGCAGGGCACACACAUACACACACUCGUUCUCAGACAACAAGCAAUUUGGGAACGCACUGGGAAAACAUACCAUGCACACAGACCU